Galendromus occidentalis (western predatory mite) is the source of this 1294-nucleotide messenger RNA. Its product is annotated as RNA/RNP complex-1-interacting phosphatase homolog. Gene Ontology annotation, molecular function: mRNA guanylyltransferase activity. Bases 206 to 1198 code for a protein of 330 amino acids. The transcript has 9 exons. Lineage: Eukaryota; Metazoa; Arthropoda; Arachnida; Mesostigmata; Phytoseiidae. The record is from RefSeq and is a predicted model, not a curated record. Gene Ontology annotation, biological process: 7-methylguanosine mRNA capping; protein dephosphorylation.
AGGAGAGAGCGUUAGUUCGUGAACACACAACAUUGGGGGAUGAUACGAAAGCAGCCCGGAAUAGCGAACCGCGAGUGCUAUCUCGGAAUCAGUCUCCGAAAUUAAUUUACCGGCUGAUUAGGUUGGGAAGCGCAUCGCUCCGCCUCUGAGCGAAACGUCGCCCCGCAAUCGACCCCAGCCGCUCCAAUUGAAGUGACACUGAGCGAUGGCGAAUAAGCCGCCUAGCAGAUGGAGCGAGUACUGCGAGAUGCACGAAGUCAUAGAGGGGACUCGUUUUCUGCCAUUCAAAACCCCGUUCAAAAGAGCAGUCCUCAACCCGAAAAAUUCUAUUCGGGAGAGCUUCAACGCCAUUGAUUUGCUCAGAAAAGUCGGGAACCUGGGACUCGUCUUGAAUUUAGUCAAAACAGACCGUUACUAUAAUGCAGCGUUGUACGGAUCGAAGAAAGUCGAAUAUCACCACGUACGCUUGACUGGUGGAGGGAGGGUACCGUCUGGGGACGAAAUUGCCGAUGUGUUCCGUCGACUUGAUCGAUUUAUCCUCCGCAACAAGGACGAUCCUGCGAAACUCAUCGGAGUACAUUGUACUCAUGGAGUGAACAGGACGGGCUAUAUAAUUUGUCGGUACAUGAUUUGUAAACUCGGAUUCGAACCUGACGAAGCUAUCCGGAGGUUCGAGAAGGGUCGGAGGCAUCGAUUCGAUCAUGAAGAGUACGUAGAGGCUCUGCGUACCCUGCGACCGGCAGUGGAUGAUUCCGCGAGGGAAUGGCACUCUGUGGGAGGCCGCAUAAUCAGCGGUGAAGAAGAAUCAGAAGACGAUUUCGAUCCCGACGAGCUGGAGCGUCUUGCACGGAAACGGAAAUCUUCUUCCUCGGAAAGGUCAGCCAAUCACCGUGACUCCAACGGCGGGUUCUCCACGGCGGGAGCAAAACGCCGGGGACGCGAAGACGCUGAUCGACCACGACGGCCCUGGAGUUCCUCUUCUAGCUCGAGAAGUCGACGAGACGAUCGAUCGAGAAGUCCAGUGAGAAUUUCUCGGAGGGACGGCGGUGACCACAGGAGCUAUGGGGAUCGGAGUUCGCAAGGAGCAGAAUCGAACGAUCGACUCUGGCCCUACACUGGACAUCGAACUCCUGGAGGGAGGUUCAAUGCGCCGGAGUACCUCGGACCUCGGCAUGAGGAUUGGAGGCGGAGGUACUGACAUGCGUCACGUUCGAGCGCGAUGAGAAAGAGAAAAAUAAUUGUCCAUAAAUAUAUCCAAUAUGAUAUUAUUCUGAUAAAUACGUAAAUUGAAAUU